AUGACACAUCUAUUUUUAAUUAUCCAAUUUACUUUUGGAGUGGUUCUGUUUCUUAUGGGAAUGGUGGCAAAUGGAAUCAUCGUGAUAGUGAGUGGCGCUAAGUGUAUCAAGAGGAAAAAACGGACUGCAUAUGACCUCCUUCUGACCAGUCUGGGAAUCUUCAGAAUUCCUUUGCAAGUUUUAAUAUUUACAAGUCAAUUGAUAUUUGUCUUCACUCUGAAUAUAGUUCCAGUAAUGGAAGCAUUUUUAUUCUUUAUUUUUGUAAAUGAAGUCAAUCUUUGGCUCGCUACCUACCUUUGUCUCUUCUACUGUGUUAAGAUUGCCAACAUUUUUCACCCCUUCUUCCUCUGGUUGAAGAUGAGGAUCUCUAGGCUUGUACCAUGGCUGAUUCUGGGAUCACUGCUAUUUUCACUUGCCAUUUCAGUAUAUUACUCCCUUCUCUAUUGGCCUAUGGUCAAAGAGGAGAUGGGAAGAUAUUUUUCAAGAAAUUUCACUGCCCCCAAUUUUUUACAUAAACUUUUCCCAAUUCCAAUGAUUGUUAUGGGACUGGCAGUGCCACUAGUCAUAUUCAAUGCUUCAUCAUUUCUAAUGAUCUAUUCUCUGUGUAGACACACCAGAAAGAUGAAAAGCAUGGCAACUGGCAGAGACUCAAGCACUGAAGCUCAUAUCCGUGCCAUGAAAUCUGUGUUCUCCUUCCUCAUCCUCUAUACCUCCUAUUAUAUUGGGAUAAUAGUAAUAUUUUCUAGAACUUCCUCAGAGAAUGAACACCUCAUGUUCCUUUGUUUCUUAGUGGCUGCUGAAUACCCCUGCGGACACUCCAUCAUCUUAAUUCUAGGAAAUCCAAAGUUGAAGCAUUGUGCAAGAAAGUUUCUGUUUCAUGCCAAGUGCUGGCUAGGAGGAGAUUCAACAGGAGUAUACAAACCCAAUAGAACAUGCUGCUUCUAA
Molecule: messenger RNA, 945 nt
Organism: Gracilinanus agilis (Agile Gracile Mouse Opossum)
Lineage: Eukaryota; Metazoa; Chordata; Mammalia; Didelphimorphia; Didelphidae
Gene: TAS2R1
Product: taste 2 receptor member 1
Exons: 1
Coding region: 1-945 (314 amino acids)
Biological process (GO): G protein-coupled receptor signaling pathway; sensory perception of taste; detection of chemical stimulus involved in sensory perception of bitter taste
Cellular component (GO): membrane
Molecular function (GO): bitter taste receptor activity; G protein-coupled receptor activity
Source: RefSeq, a predicted model, not a curated record